This is a messenger RNA of Rhinocladiella mackenziei CBS 650.93, 942 nucleotides long. RefSeq lists its product as uncharacterized. Gene Ontology annotation, molecular function: RNA binding; ribosome binding; translation initiation factor activity. The coding region runs from base 1 to 942 and encodes 313 amino acids. The transcript has 2 exons. Gene Ontology annotation, cellular component: eukaryotic translation initiation factor 2B complex; eukaryotic translation initiation factor 2 complex; multi-eIF complex. The record is from RefSeq and is a predicted model, not a curated record. NCBI's taxonomy places the organism in Eukaryota, Fungi, Ascomycota, Eurotiomycetes, Chaetothyriales, Herpotrichiellaceae.
AUGUCGGACCCGGACUCUUUGACUAACUGUCGCUUCUAUGAAGAAAAAUACCCGGAGAUCGAAAGUUUUGUCAUGGUAAAUGUGAAGCAGAUAGCAGAAAUGGGUGCCUAUGUCAAGCUGCUCGAAUACGACAACAUUGAUGGCAUGAUCCUUCUCUCAGAACUCUCGCGAAGACGGAUCAGGUCGAUACAAAAGCUCAUCAGAAUUGGUCGCAAUGAGGUGGUCGUCGUGUUGCGAGUGGACAAGGAGAAAGGAUAUAUCGAUCUCUCUAAACGAAGAGUCUCUGCCGAAGAUAUCGUCCGCUGCGAAGAGCGAUACAACAAGAGCAAGUCGGUCCACUCUAUUAUGCGUCACGUCGCAGAAAAGACAAAAACACCCAUUUUGAAAUUGUACGAGGAUAUUGGCUGGCCACUAAACCGAAAAUAUGGGCACGCAAAUGAUGCUUUCAAACUCUCCAUCACAAAUCCGGAUGUAUGGAACGAUGUCACGUUCCCAAAUGAUGUGGUCAAGGAGGAAUUCCAAUCAUACAUCAGCAAAAAGCUGACGCCGCACCCGACAAAGGUGCGUGCCGACGUGGAGGUGACCUGUUUCAAAUACGACGGAAUUGAUGCAGUCAAGGAGGCACUGCGAAAAGCGGAGGCCAAGAACACUCCGGAAACGCAGGUGAAGGUCAAACUAGUAUCCCCGCCACACUACGUCUUGACGAGUCAAUGUCUAGAUAAAGGCAUGGGCAUUCAGUUACUAGAACAGGCGAUCCAUGAGAUCGAUGAGAGCAUCAAGGAGGCAGGCGGUGGCUGUGUGGUGAAGAUGGCACCCAAGGCUGUGACAGAGCACGACGACGCAGAGUUGCAAGCCCUGAUGGACAAGAGGGCCAAGGAGAACGAAGAAGUGAGCGGCGAUGAAGACUUGAGCGAGAGUGACGAGGGACCAGAGAUCGUAUAA